AUGAAAAUGACUCCUUCUUUAGUUCGAUUAUAUGAGCAAAUGCCCAAACUAAAAUAUGUUAGUUCUAUGGGAGCUUGUACAAUUAUAGGAGGUAUGUUCAGUACCAAUUCUUAUAGUAUUGUUCGGGGCGUGGAUAAGCUAAUUCCUGUGGAUGUCUAUUUGCCGGGCUGUCCACCUAAAUCGGAAGCGGUUAUAGAUGCUAUAAAAAAACUUCGUAAGAAAAUAGCUCGAGAAAUCCAUGAAGGUCCAAUUAGUUAUCAACAUAGGUGUUUUACUACCAACCACACAUUUGAUGUUGGAGACAGUACUCAUACCGGCAAUUCUAAUCAAGGAUUAUUCUAUCAACCAUCAUCUAUUUCCGAGAUAACCUUUGACACAUUUUGGAAAUAUUAA
Messenger RNA from Lathyrus sativus (Indian pea), 393 nucleotides. The record is from the annotation of a GenBank genome assembly. NCBI's taxonomy places the organism in Eukaryota, Viridiplantae, Streptophyta, Magnoliopsida, Fabales, Fabaceae.